Dendronephthya gigantea is the source of this 2076-nucleotide messenger RNA. Its product is annotated as U4/U6 small nuclear ribonucleoprotein Prp31-like. NCBI's taxonomy places the organism in Eukaryota, Metazoa, Cnidaria, Anthozoa, Malacalcyonacea, Nephtheidae. Gene Ontology annotation, biological process: mRNA splicing, via spliceosome; spliceosomal tri-snRNP complex assembly. The transcript is spliced from 3 exons. The coding region runs from base 65 to 1525 and encodes 486 amino acids. The record is from RefSeq and is a predicted model, not a curated record. Gene Ontology annotation, cellular component: precatalytic spliceosome; U4 snRNP; U4/U6 x U5 tri-snRNP complex.
UUGUUAAAAGUAAAAUAACUGGUAUUCAACAUAAAAAAUUGCAGUAAAGAUUACAUAAAAAAUCAUGUCUUUAGCUGAUGAAUUACUAGCAGACUUGGAGGAAAUUGGUGAAGAUACAAAUAAUGACAUUAUUGACAAUGACACCAUUGAAGAAGCAAUGGAGACAAAUGAUACUUUGGAUAUGAAAUCAGUGAAACACAUUGCAAAACUAAGAGAUGGGAAACAGCUUGUUGAUGUACUUGAAAGAAUUAAGGAGUAUUCACAGAAACCAAGAGGCCAAAUGUUUGGUCCUAUUGAAACUGAUCCUGAAUACCAACUUAUCGUAGAAGCAAAUAAUCUCACAGUGGAAAUUGAUAAUGAAAUUGGUGUUAUACAUAAAUACACCAGAGACCAAUAUGCAAAACGAUUUCCUGAGCUUGAAUCUCUUGUUCCCAGUGCACUAGAUUAUAUUAAAACUGUACAAUUACUGGAUAACGAGCUAGAGGUUGCAAAUGUGGACCUUACUGAAAUUUUACCUCCUGCAACAAAGAUGGUUGUUAGUGUAACAGCAUCAACAACCCAAGGUGAACAUUUAGAACAUGAUGAGCUGGAACGUGUUAUGGAAGCUUGUCAAAUGGCGCUAGAUCUUGUUGAUGCUAAAGCAAAGAUCUUUGAAUAUGUUGAGUCACAGAUGUCAUUCAUUGCCCCAAAUACUUCCUGGAUCGUUGGAGCAACAGCUGCAGCAAAACUAAUGGGAAGUGCUGGAGGUUUAACUGGAUUGUCAAAAAUGCCAGCAUGUAAUGUCAUGUUGUUAGGUGCACAAAAGAAAACAUUGACUGGUUUCUCAAGUGCAGCUAUCCUACCUCACACAGGCCACAUCUACCAUUGUGAUUUAGUACAGAGUUUACCACCAGAUUUCCGAAAGAAAGGUGCUCGCUUGGUAGCAGCAAAAUGCACAUUGGCUGCUCGAGUUGACAGUUUUCAUGAAAGUGUUGAUGGAAGUAUGGGUCGAGGAUUGUUUGAAGAUAUUGAACAAAAGUUCGAAAAAUGGCAGGAACCACCCCCUUUGAAAGAAGCCAAGCCUCUGCCAAGACCUGAUGAGGCACCGAAGAAAAAGCGUGGUGGACGACGUGUAAGGAAAAUGAAAGAGAAGUCGGCAGUAACAGAGUUACGUCGACAAGCCAAUCGUGUUCAGUUUGGCAAGAUUGAGGAAGAUAUGUUUCAAACUGAUAUUGGUUUCUCAGUUGGUACUCAAGCAAAAGGUUCUGGUAAAGUACGAGCCGCUGCAGUGGAUAAGAAAACACAAGUUUCUGUGUCUAAGAGAUUGCAGCGAAACCUUCAACAAGGUCAAGCUACAUAUGGCGGCAAAUCAACUGUCCGUGGUCAAACAUCCGGCACGGCAUCAAGCGUUGCAUUCACUCCCCUCCAGGGUCUUGAAAUUGUCAACCCUCAUGCAGCUGAGAAACGAGUAGCUGAUGCCAAUGCUAGGUAUUUUUCAAGCACAUCUGGAUUCCUGCAUGCUAAGAAGAAAACUGAUGGUAAAUAGCGGAUUAUAAAAAUUGUUCCACAAGACCAGAGGAACUGAUUAUAAGCAACAAUUAUUAAGUUAUAAUACUCCAUAUGUACAGUAUGUUGAAGAGGACUGGGUAUUUUCAGGCAGACAUAUUGUUAACUAAACUUUACCGAGGACAGAUGUGAUAUAAACUGUAAAAGAAAUACAUUUAUUUACCCUUUUAUUCCUAUUUUCUCUAGUUGAAACCUACAGUAAUACCUAUGUUAUUUUAUAUUGAAAUAAACAUGAUUUUAAUAAGUAAUUUUUUGAUUGUCAGCAAAGAUGAAUUGAUAAAAUGAUUAUACUUGUGACCCACAUAAAUUAAUAGGUCAGGUAAUCAUCAAAGAUUGUCGCCCAUGAACGAACUCUAAUAUGUCUAAUAAUUUACAGUGAAUAUUGAUGAUGCUCUUUGUGUUUUUCUUUUAAACCUAAUCAUUGGAUUGUAUACUCCAUCUCAAAGGCAAAAGAUCUUUAAAUUGGUAAGUAAUUAUUGUAUACUAUGUUUUCUCAUGAAACGCUCAUGAAUGCGGUUUCAUUAAGUAUCG